Messenger RNA from Dentiscutata erythropus, 843 nucleotides. The record is from the annotation of a GenBank genome assembly. Lineage: Eukaryota; Fungi; Glomeromycota; Glomeromycetes; Diversisporales; Gigasporaceae.
AAAUACUCAUCUAAAAAGAACCCAAGAACCACCUAAGAAGAGUGCAAGCCUGGAAGACCGAUGUGCAAAAUGGAUGGAAGAGGUGAACAAACUCCGAGGAUUACACAAAUCAGCAAGUAUAAUUUAUGAUGAUGAAACUGAUAUGGUAAAAUGUUGUAAGAAUAGAGUUGAACUAAGAGAGGAUGAUAGCAAGACAUCCAAUCACAAUCAAAAAACUGAAAUUGGAGAUGCGAACAGAAUAAGUAGCCCGGGAAUUGUGAAAGAACCACUUGAUGCUAUAGAUUUUGAGCCAGCCAAUCCAAAAAUGGAACCACUUGCUGUUCUGAAUUACACCAAAGCAUCGGAGUGGAGUAUGGAACAUGCCGAAGGGAUUUGUUAUAAAAGCAAAAACGGAAUUAGAAAGAACUUUAAAUACGAAACACACCCGAAUAGUCUCAGAGAUUCUGAAUCUGACAACACUGCUAGCGUUAAUGAAAUAUUGAAAGACCAUAGACUUGAACAUUGUGACCAAAAUAGAACCAAAGAUAAGCAUAAGUACAGGUCCGAAUUCCUUCAGCAAAAUGAAACUGGCCUUAAAAAAAAUGAACAUAAAGAUCUCAAUUACAAAGAGAUAGAACUUGCCAAAGAAACGAUAUAUACUAAGAAUUGUCAUCAAAGAGAAAGACGAUACAAACCUGGAUCCUGCUAUCAAGAAAAUGUAAAUACUGACAAAAGGAAAGAGAUAGCAUUUGAACAAAAUAUGAAGCCUACAAAGAAUGCUAGUGGGAUAAAAAGCCUGGAAUAUUGCCAGCAAAUGGGAAUUGAUAUCGAAAAAGAAGAAUAUAGGGCUAAGGGAAAACCUAU